This is a messenger RNA of Synchiropus splendidus (mandarinfish), 467 nucleotides long. It is a transcript of the gene gphb5, whose product is annotated as glycoprotein hormone subunit beta 5. Gene Ontology annotation, biological process: regulation of thyroid hormone receptor signaling pathway; G protein-coupled receptor signaling pathway. NCBI's taxonomy places the organism in Eukaryota, Metazoa, Chordata, Actinopteri, Syngnathiformes, Callionymidae. The record is from RefSeq and is a predicted model, not a curated record. The transcript is spliced from 2 exons. Gene Ontology annotation, cellular component: extracellular region; cytoplasm. Gene Ontology annotation, molecular function: hormone activity. Bases 1 to 375 code for a protein of 124 amino acids.
AUGCACCUAAUCUCAAUGAUCCUCCUCCUCAUGGUCGGCCACGCCCUUUGCGUUACCAUGACGACCACGUUGCAGUCGUUCCGUGGCUGCGCAGUUCGAGAGUUCUCGUUCGUCGCGCAGAAGCCUGGCUGCAGGGGCCUUCGCAUCACCACCGAGGCCUGCUGGGGGCGCUGUCACACCUGGGAGAAGCCAGUUCCAGAUCCUCCGUUCAUUCAACGUCACCAUCGAGUCUGUACGUAUGCCCGAACUCGUCACGUGACUGUGCGCCUGCCCGGCUGUCAGGCCAACGUCUCGCCUCUCUACCACUACCCGGUGGCUCUUCACUGUCACUGCAGCACCUGCUCCACCUUGGACACCGAGUGUGAAACUUUCUGAGGGGAGAUGCAGGUCACCACCCCGGCAAGUCAGUGCUGCCAAAUACCAGCUGCCAAAUAUCAUCCUUGUGUUCAUUCAAUUGAUUUGGAAUG